Mesitornis unicolor (brown roatelo) is the source of this 537-nucleotide messenger RNA. RefSeq names its product putative L-type amino acid transporter 1-like protein MLAS. Gene Ontology annotation, biological process: amino acid transmembrane transport; neutral amino acid transport. The record is from RefSeq and is a predicted model, not a curated record. NCBI's taxonomy places the organism in Eukaryota, Metazoa, Chordata, Aves, Mesitornithiformes, Mesitornithidae. The annotation marks the transcript as partial. Gene Ontology annotation, cellular component: membrane. The transcript has a single exon. Gene Ontology annotation, molecular function: L-amino acid transmembrane transporter activity; neutral L-amino acid transmembrane transporter activity.
ACCGGCGUGCUGCGAGAGGCCGGCUCGCCGGGGUUUUCGCUGGUGGUUUGGGCCGUCUGCGGGGCCUUCUCCAUCGUGGGUGCCCUCUGCUAUGCCGAGCUGGGCACCACCAUCACCAAGUCCGGCGGAGACUACGCCUACAUGCUGGAGGUGUACGGCUCCCUGCCCGCCUUCCUCAAGCUCUGGAUAGAGCUGCUCAUCAUCCGGCCCUCCUCGCAGUACAUCGUGGCUCUGGUUUUUGCCACCUACCUGCUCAAGCCCAUCUUCCCCACCUGCCCGGUGCCCGAUGAGGCUGCCAAGCUGGUGGCUUGUCUCUGUGUCCGUAAGUAUCCGCGGAUCCAGUCCUGCCACCCCACACGUGGCUUCCCGCUCGCUAUCGCCUUCCCCAAAAAGUCAGCCCAAACAGCUAGCAGCCUUGAGCCCAUCACUUUGCAGGAGAUGCAGCGUCUCUCCUGUGCUAAGCUGGCUGCUUACUGGGUUUCUGGGGUUGUUUUGAACAGCAUGAGUAGGAAAUGUGGCCCUGUCCCAAAAAAAUAA